AUGGCAGCUCAACUUCAAGCAUUACUGCGCUUCCUCUCGCAAGAUGCCAAGGUCCCGCUCGCAUCUGCCAUGGGCAAGAUCAAGGAACUCCAAGAGGCUGGGCUUCAGAAUGUCGACGAUAUAUCAAAAUCAAAUCUGGAUAGCUUACAGUCUAUAUUCAAAGAUGGAAAAGUUGCUAAACAAGUCCUCAAUGCCGCGAAACGGGUGACCAAAGGCGGUGCCCAAAAGCGAGGCGCGUCGUCCGCUUUGGACGACAAGUCAACAUCAACAUCACCGAAAAAAGCAAGACGUUCCAAUGAUCUUGAAGGUGCGCAUCGUACACCUUACGAAAUAGAGUCUUCUCUUUCCCUUCACCUAGCCUCUGAGCCUGAAGAGACUCUCUCCAGUACCAUCCUCAGGACUAAUCGCGCACCACUCGUCCUCGCCUUUGCAGUUGCGGUGCUCAAAUAUACCAUGCCAGAACAGCCGAUGUCUAGUAGACUCAGUCUCGGCCAAGCAGUUGUCAGCGCGAAUAGUAGAAGUAAAGCGAUCAGUUUGGGGAUCGAGCCUGCCUCUUCUCUUGAUAAUGGGGAUGAGAAGGAUCGGAAAUUGGAAGAGGGGCAGCCGAAGGUCAGGGUCUUGGGAAGGGAGAUUGCAGUGCUGAAGAGGUGGGAUUAUGAUCCGGCUGAAGGUGGGCCUGGGAGGAAAUAUGAGGAAGGGGACGGUGCUGAGGAGAGGGUAGGCACGGGUCUGCCGCCACUUUGGGGUCUCGAUCUUGAAGUUUUAAGGAGGAAUGAUAGUAUUGGGAGUGCUGGUAUGACAUCGGGCCGCGCUCGGAACCAGACGAUGUCGACGCUCCCGGUUCACACGCCGGAAUCCGCGAGGUCGUAUUUGCUCAAAUCUUUUACUCUUUUCAAAGAGAAUGAUGACGAGAGCUCAACUAAAUCGAAAAAGAAAAUUGCAGACUCAACCGCUGAGAGGGAGAGAUGUCUCGGCCUCUUACUUCAAGCGCUGGAUACACUGUUCUCGUCGUGGGCAUCAACGCUUUCGGCAGAAGAACUGGAUAGACGAGCUUGGAGUUGGUAUGUACGCGUACGACCAGAGAUACAAUCAGGUGUUGCAGGAUGGGGAGAGAAAGGCAGUCUGAAGCUCGCUGAUAUACUAUCUUUGAAGCGGUAG
Molecule: messenger RNA, 1158 nt
Organism: Talaromyces amestolkiae
Lineage: Eukaryota; Fungi; Ascomycota; Eurotiomycetes; Eurotiales; Trichocomaceae
Exons: 2
Coding region: 1-1158 (385 amino acids)
Source: RefSeq, a predicted model, not a curated record